Messenger RNA from Nipponia nippon (crested ibis), 2355 nucleotides. The record is from RefSeq and is a predicted model, not a curated record. NCBI's taxonomy places the organism in Eukaryota, Metazoa, Chordata, Aves, Pelecaniformes, Threskiornithidae.
AUGCAGAAGAUGAGUGGACCCUCUCAGAACAAGUCAAGCAACAUGGGAAGUAACCUGAUUGCAGAUGGACACAGAGAGAUAGGUGGGGGUGGGAGUAACUUCAUAGCUGGAGUCUUCAUCCAGGCCAUGAAUAAGAAGAUGAGUAUCUAUGAUGCCAUGAUGAGGGGGCUCCUGACACCAGGUACAGCCCUGGUGCUGCUGGAGGCACAGGCUGCUUCAGGGUUCCUCACCGACCCCGUGAGGAAUGAGAAACUAUCGGUGAAAGAGGCACUGACUGCAGGACUCAUAGGCAGAGAUUUUUAUGAGAAGCUGCUGUCAGCAGAGGGAGCCGUGACAGGGUACACAGAGCCGUACACAGGACACAAGAUCUCCCUCUUCCAGGCCAUGAAGAAAGAGUUCAUCGUGAAGGAACAUGCUAUCCGCCUGCUCGAGGCCCAGAUCGCCACCGGCGGCAUCAUUGACCCUGUGUACUGCCAUCGCAUCCCUGUGGACGUGGCCUAUCAGCACGGCUACUUUGACCAGGAGAUGUGCCAGUUUCUUUCUAACCCCGAGAAUCAAACAAGAAGUUGCUUCGACCCCAACACUCACGAAAACCUCACUUAUACACAGCUCCUCCGCCGCUGCGUGCCUGACCCAGACACGGGGCUGCUCAUGCUCCACGUGAUGGAUAAGGGCUCCGUGCUCUACCAGCUAAACAAGGAUGCCCGGAAAGCCCUGCAGGCCGCCCGCACCACCGUCAGUGUGGGGCUCUUCCAGGGCCAGAGCGUCACCAUCUGGGAGCUCCUCUUCUCCCGCUAUAUCCCUGAUCACCAGAGAGAGGAGCUGCUGAGGAAAUACAAGGCGGGGACUGUGACCAUCCCGGAGAUGAUCAGCCUCCUUACCACCAUCAUCACGGGGGCAGAAAUGGAAAACGGAGAUCUGAGCUCAUCCACAGUUAUACCCAACAACGAGGUGGGAGCAUCACAACCAGUUCAGGAAACGCACUGCCAGGAGCAACAGUUGAGAAAGUCCUUGAAGUCUGCAACCAUCUAUGUCACUGCUGGUGAGUUCCAGGGGCAAAACAUUUCCUUGUUGGAUCUGCUCUUUUCCAAAUACAUCCCUCAAGGGAAGCGUCAGGAGCUGCUGGAGCUAUACAGAGCAGGGAUACUGACCACAGAACAGGUGGCUACUGUAGUCACCGCCAUCAUAAACCGAACAGAAGCUGCAAAUGCCGUGCUCAUGGCAAAUGCCAGAAGUCCACACAAGGCAGUGACAAGGGCAGAGGAAAACGGAGAUGAUUUUUCAACACAAGAGACACAACUAGAUAACAUCUUGAAGUCUACCACCAUUGAUAUGCCAGCUGGUGAGCUGCAGGGGAGGCAGGUCUCUGUGUGGGACCUGCUCUUCUCUGACUACAUCCCUGAGGAGAAAAGGCAGGAGCUCCUGGAGCUGUACCGUGAAAGGGUAUUAACUCUGGAGCAGAUGAUAACUGUUGUCACCACUGUUGUUAAGAAAAAAGAAUCUACAAGCAGAAAAUUCCUAAUUGCAGUCAAGACUUCUGACAAAGACACUGUGUCAGCAGCAGAAGAGAAGGAUGAUGACUCCCCCAAAGAAGAACCAUGGGAAACAGCCUUGAAAACCACAGUCGUUGACAUGGAGGUUGGGGAGUUUCAGGGCCACAAGGUCUCUGUGUGGGACCUGCUCCACUCCAAGUACAUCCCUGAGGAGAACCGAAAGGAGCUCCUGGAGCUGUACCAGGCAGGAGAGUUAACCCUUGAGCAGGUGAAAACCGUUGUCAGCACCAUUGUAACCAAGGCAGAAGCAGCAAGGGCAGAGCAACUGGCAAAUGCAAGUAGUCCAAGAGCAGAGUCAACAGUUGCAGAAGCUGAGCACACCCACCUGCAGGAGGACAGGACCUGGGAAGAGACCCUGAAGUCCACCACAGUCAAGAUGUCAGUGGAUGAGUUCCAGGGGAAGCAGGUCUCUGUGUGGGACCUGCUCUUCUCUGACUACAUCCCUGAGGAGAAAAGGCAGGAGCUCCUGGAGCUGUACCGUGUGGGGACACUCACCAUUCAGGAACUGGUGAGCACCACCAGCAGCAUUGUGACAGACAGAAAAGAAAGGCAUCUUGCGACCCUUCCCCAGGAGACAGUGGAUCUCCUCCAGUCUGAAGGCUCUUACAUUACUUUUGGCCCCUUCCAGGAGCAGAGGGUGUCAGUGUGGGACCUCCUGUCCACCAAGCAAGUCUCUGAGUACAAACGAGAGGCACAUCUUGACACUUACGGCACAGGAGGACUGACUGUGAACAAGAUCACCAUCACCACCACCGUCAUCACAGGCCCACAGCGUAAGAAGAGACACCACCAGGACCACUAG